Messenger RNA from Saccharomyces eubayanus, 306 nucleotides. RefSeq names its product SUMO family protein SMT3 (gene SMT3). The coding region runs from base 1 to 306 and encodes 101 amino acids. The transcript has a single exon. NCBI's taxonomy places the organism in Eukaryota, Fungi, Ascomycota, Saccharomycetes, Saccharomycetales, Saccharomycetaceae. Gene Ontology annotation, cellular component: nucleus; septin ring. Gene Ontology annotation, molecular function: ubiquitin-like protein ligase binding; protein tag activity. Gene Ontology annotation, biological process: protein sumoylation. The record is from RefSeq and is a predicted model, not a curated record.
AUGUCAGACACUGAAGUCAAUCAAGAAGCCAAGCCAGACGUCAAGCCAGACGUCAAGCCGGAGACUCACAUUAACCUGAAGGUGUCUGAUGGCUCUUCAGAGAUUUUCUUCAAGAUCAAGAAAACCACUCCCUUGAGGAGACUGAUGGAGGCUUUCGCCAAGAGACAAGGUAAGGAAAUGGACUCGUUAAGGUUCCUUUACGACGGUAUCAGAAUCCAAGCCGACCAGACCCCUGAAGAUCUGGACAUGGAGGACAACGAUAUCAUCGAGGCUCACAGAGAACAGAUCGGCGGUGCUAUCUAUUAG